Messenger RNA from Eimeria mitis, 696 nucleotides. RefSeq lists its product as uncharacterized. Lineage: Eukaryota; Apicomplexa; Conoidasida; Eucoccidiorida; Eimeriidae. The record is from RefSeq and is a predicted model, not a curated record.
AUGCCCGAGCGGCAUAAUAUUGUUCAGGAGAAUGCAACUCCAACCGGCGCGUCAGCCUUUGUCUCUUCGGAGUUGCCAACGGUGGAAUCGAUAUUUACUCGGUCGAGGAAUUUGAGAGGCAAAGCCAGUCGUUCCUCUUCAUCUCUACGUGUUAUCCUGUCUGCCUUAGCCUCUGUAGCAGCAAUUGUAAUACUUGUUUUUUCAUGUUCGCACGCGUACAACAGACGUGCAGUCCAAGACUACCGAACCCGCAGGCUGGCCAACUCAGAAGACAGCGAUGCGGCAGUUGAUCUCUGCGGCGAAUUUGGUGGCCAGGAGGAGCAGCCACAGCGUGAGCGUCCCCGCCUUCCCAGCUUGCCUUCUGGCGAUGGCAGGGGGAUGCCCCAUAAAAAGCGGUUGCUGGAAAGGGUGGCUGCAGGCGCGACCGGUGGCAGUGCCCAUGAACGCCAGCAAGAAGGAAAACAGCACAGUCUCAGUGGAGCCGAGGCGCGACCGGUGGCAGUGCCCAUGAACGCCAGCAAGAAGGAAAACAGCACAGUCUCAGUGGAGCCGCUGAAGCUCAAUCCGGCUUACAAGCGCCUCAAGCUCUCCCAAAACAGGAAAAGCCUGGUCCCUCGGCGCUUCUCGUUGGCAGCCCACUGCCUUCAGCGCAAAAGAGGGCCCAAGGAGAGCUCGAUGCCGCCGCAGGACUGCUGA